Miscanthus lutarioriparius is the source of this 993-nucleotide messenger RNA. The record is from the annotation of a GenBank genome assembly. NCBI's taxonomy places the organism in Eukaryota, Viridiplantae, Streptophyta, Magnoliopsida, Poales, Poaceae.
AUGGCAGCCGUACUUGUAGUGGAAACUCUGCACAUGGUUCCCGGAGACGGAGAUACAAGCUACGCUCGCAACUCCACUUUUUCAGAAAUAUUAUUUCCUUCUAUCCAGAUUACUAAUGUGGGCAUUUUCCAUGCAUCUACUAUACGUACUAUCCAGAGUGGCCUGCAAAGCAAGCUAAAGCCAAUGAUAGAGGAAGCCGUGGCAAGCCUGCUGAACGACAAUGGUGCCACUGCCAACGCAUACUCCGGUGGCAUGGCGAUCGCCGACCUGGGCUGUUCCUCCGGUCCAAACACGCUUGCGCUUGUGUCCACAGCCGUGGACGCCGUCCGCCGCCGCUGCUCGGAGCUCCAGCAGCAGCCAUUGGAGCUGUGCAUACACCUCAACGACCUCCCAAGCAACGACGCAUCCGAAGACCUGGUGAGGAACGGAAUCCCGUUUUACGACAGGGACGAGGCGGUGAGGCGUGCACGACGUUCCACAGUCAUCGAGGCCUAUGCUCGGCAGUUUAACGAUGACUUCACACGGAUCUUGCACAUGCGAGCUCAAGAGAUAAGUUCCUGGAGGCCGGAUGGUUUUCUCCCUUCUUGGGCAGAGUGCCAUUCUGUUUUUGGAAUUCACAAAUGCCAUCCUAUACACGAAAUGGCGUCAAAGGGUUUGAUCGAUAACGAGAAACUUGACUCUUUCUACGUACCAUUGUACGGGCCAUCAGAGAAGGAGCUGAGGGAGAUAAUAGAAGCUGAGGGUUCAUUUUCAAUCAACAAGAUGGCUAUCCAUGAGUAUCUUGAUCAGAAUGUCAUUCUCGCGCCAAAGACAAUUGCGCGCGCACUGAGAGCUAUAAUGGAGCCAAUCAUAGCGCAGCAUUUCGGGCCAUCAGCAGAUGCUAUGGAUGAGUUCUUAAGGAUCACGGACAAGCUCAUCGAGAUGUCGCCUCUAGAUGAGUUUCCAAGUAAAUCCGGCGCUUUCGUUGCUGCGUCCCUCACGAGGAGGACAUGA